CGGAACGAUUUACAUUUGUGAGUUGCGACUUGAGAGAUUCACAGAAACAGAACGAGGGAUCAAAGAUGGGCAGCCGUCUGGGAAGAAGAGUGAUCAAUUUCACGAAUCUCCCCAUCAAGCUUCUCAUGCCCUCUUCCUUCACCAACAUCAAAGAAAUUGCCCUCAAAACCGUUCCUUCAGCCUCCAAGAUCGAAAUCAAGAGGGUUUUGGAAUCACUAUACGGCUUCGAAGUCGAGAAAGUUCGGACCCUAAACAUGGAAGGCAAGAAGAAGAAGAGGGGAGGCCUAUUAAUAGCAAAACCCGAUUACAAGAAAGCCUACAUAACUCUCAAGAAUCCCUUAUCGAUUUCGCCUGACCUUUACCCAAUUCGCUUAAUCGAAGAGGAGAAGAAGAAUACGAAUAAGCAGUCGAAGUCCAGCAUUGUCGAAGAAGGGGAGGCGAAGUCGCAUUGGCUUGAUGGAAAAGAUGGUGACAGGUUUAGGCCCGAGAAAAGCUCCGCCGAGAGGGGCCGCGGUGGUCGUGGCGGUGCGGCGGCGGCGGCGGCGGCUAAGUUUCCCUGGAGUGGCAUGAGGGCUUCUAGGUAGACUUGUUUGAAUUUUGUGAAUUUUUGGUUUUAUUGAUAUUUAGAUUUUUUGUUCUUGAGACUUGGCGUUUUCGAAAGAUUUUGAAUGGGCUCGAUAUUAUUGGCUGAGUCUGGUCUGAAACCCCUUUAAGCAUGGCGAUUAUUUGGAUAUCUGUGUUGUUGUUUCAUAGUAUCUUCGAGUUAUUUCUACCAGUCUUUGAGCACUUUCAUCUA
This is a messenger RNA of Vitis riparia (riverbank grape), 796 nucleotides long. RefSeq lists its product as uncharacterized. Gene Ontology annotation, cellular component: mitochondrial large ribosomal subunit; ribosome. The coding region runs from base 66 to 584 and encodes 172 amino acids. NCBI's taxonomy places the organism in Eukaryota, Viridiplantae, Streptophyta, Magnoliopsida, Vitales, Vitaceae. The record is from RefSeq and is a predicted model, not a curated record. Gene Ontology annotation, biological process: mitochondrial translation. Gene Ontology annotation, molecular function: structural constituent of ribosome. The transcript has 2 exons.